Messenger RNA from Symbiodinium sp. CCMP2592, 1308 nucleotides. Lineage: Eukaryota; Dinophyceae; Suessiales; Symbiodiniaceae. The record is from the annotation of a GenBank genome assembly.
AUGGAUGAUGAGGAGGUGCUCAUCGAGGAAGUGCCCAGAGAGGCACCAAGUAGCGCCGACGCCAAAAUGGUCGAAGGAGCCCCAGAGGAGGGAGGGCCUGCCGAGGAGGCUGAGGCCGACGACGCAGAAAACGGAGAGGAAGAGGAUACUCGGAGUGCAUCAGACAAGGCGCUGGAUGCAAUCGAAGCUGAAAAGAAGAAGCUGAACGCACUUGAGCAGCUGGAAACAGCGCUGCUGUGGAAGGCGGAGGGCAACGACUUCUUCAAGAAGGGCGAACUGUUCAAAGCAGCAGACUGCUACUACCAUGCCAUCGUUUUUGCGCGGGAUUUGACAAAGAAUCCCGACCACUACCCAGAGAUCAAGCACACGCAGUUCGAGAGAGGCAAGGCUCAGGAGAUGUGCGAAUCAGUCUUUACCAACUUGGCGCUUGUACAGCUAAAGUACGGCAACAGCCUCGACAAGGAAAGCGCGGAACGGCCCAAGGUCUUCCGAGAGGGAAUCAAAUCUGCCUCCGAAGCCUUGAAGAUGAACUCCAACAACGCAAAGGCGCUCUUCCGCCGGGCAGCCAUCAAUGCUGUGCUGGCCAAGGACGCCGCGAACUCUGAGGCGCAGGCGCUCUGCGCCGAGAGCAAGGCGGACCUCAUGAAGGUUAUCGAGGAGAAGGAUUUGCUGGGAGAUGGAUCCGUCCGGAAGCAGCAGGUCUCUGCGGGGGAUGGUGGCAAGUGGCUGAACGAGGACUGGCUGAAUUGGAAAGCAGGCACGAAGUGUGUGGUACACUUGGCCGUGCACAUCGCAGGCAGCUUCAUCAAAGGUCGGUCCGAGCCGACUCCAGCUUACGUUUCCUUCAUCCUGGGAGAUCCCGACAUGCAUGAGGGUGUGAAUGUCGCGGUGAAAUCCAUGACGAAGGGGGAGGUUGCCAACUUCACCUUUACCAGCCAGCGGCUUUCUGCCAGCAGCAGCCUCACGAAGCUUUUGCCCAAGGUUCAGGGGGAUUCUUGCAGCUGGCGGAUCGAGUUUCAGAAGUUUGUAACCUGGGAAGAUCUCGAUCGAAAUGGAGAGAGGCAGGGCUGGGUUGAAGUCCGCUUGGCCAUUUUGGGGUUGGGUCUGGUGACAUUUGGGCAAGAAAGAAAAGCGAGCAACUACUACCGCAACCUACAAGCAGUUCCUCUGCCGAAGUCUACUUUAAAAUGCUCCAAACUCCAUUCGUACUGUCAGGGCCGUCAAGACCCCCCAAAGUAUGAAGCUGCUUGGUUAGGUCUUUGGGGUCUGGUUUGUCCUCUGGGUUGGUGCGGGCUUUCGGGGUCCUGA